Messenger RNA from Alosa alosa (allis shad), 5918 nucleotides. Its product is annotated as myosin-7-like. Lineage: Eukaryota; Metazoa; Chordata; Actinopteri; Clupeiformes; Clupeidae. The transcript has 37 exons. The record is from RefSeq and is a predicted model, not a curated record. The coding region runs from base 1 to 5820 and encodes 1939 amino acids. Gene Ontology annotation, cellular component: myosin complex. Gene Ontology annotation, molecular function: actin filament binding; ATP binding; cytoskeletal motor activity.
AUGGGGGAUGCUGCAAUGGCAGAGUUUGGGGGGGCAGCUGCGUAUCUGAGGAAGUCAGAUAAGGAGCGUCUGGAGGCCCAGACUCGCCCCUUUGACAUGAAGAAGGCCUGCUUCGUACCGGAUCCCGAGGAAGAGUUUGUAAAGGGAACUAUUGUAAGUCGUGAUGGUGACAAAGUCACCUGUGACACUGAGAAUGGAAAGACUGUCACUGUGAAAGAGUCAGAUGUCCACCCUCAGAACCCCCCAAAGUUUGAUAAAAUUGAGGACAUGGCGAUGUUCACCUUCCUAAAUGAGCCUGCUGUGCUGUAUAACCUCAAAGAGCGUUACGCAGCCUGGAUGAUCUACACCUACUCUGGGUUGUUCUGUGUCACUAUCAAUCCCUACAAGUGGUUGCCAGUGUACAACCAGGAAGUUGUUAAUGCAUACAGAGGCAAGAAGAGGGCUGAAGCUCCUCCUCAUAUCUACUCCAUCUCUGAUAAUGCUUAUCAGUACAUGCUGGCAGACAGAGAGAAUCAGUCCAUCCUAAUCACUGGAGAAUCUGGUGCUGGGAAGACUGUGAACACCAAGAGAGUCAUUCAGUACUUUGCCAGCAUUGCUGCAGGAGGCAUCAAAAAGGAAACAAGUGACAAAAAGGGAACCCUGGAGGAUCAAAUCAUCCAGUGUAACCCUGCUCUGGAGGCCUUUGGUAAUGCAAAGACCAUCAGAAACGACAACUCCUCUAGAUUUGGCAAGUUUAUCAGGAUCCACUUUGCUGCAAAUGGUAAACUGGCCUCUGCUGACAUUGAGACCUAUUUACUGGAGAAGUCUCGGGUGACUUUCCAGCUCAAGGCUGAGAGAGAUUAUCACAUCUUCUACCAGAUCCUCUCUCAGAGAAAACCAGAGCUUCUAGAGAUGCUGUUGAUCACUGCCAACCCCUAUGACUAUUCCUUCAUCUCCCAAGGAGAGACAACUGUGCAAUCAAUCAAUGAUGGUGAUGAGCUGAAAGCUACUGAUGAUGCCUUUGAUGUGCUGGGCUUUACUCCAGAGGAGAAGAACAGCAUUUACAAGCUGACUGGUGCCAUCAUGCACUAUGGCAACUUGAAGUUCAAGCAGAAGCAGAGAGAGGAGCAGGCAGAGGCUGAUGGCACAGAAGAUGCAGACAAAUCUGCUUAUCUGAUGGGUCUGAACUCUGCUGACCUCAUCAAGGCCUUGUGUCACCCAAGGGUCAAAGUCGGAAAUGAGUGGGUAACUAAAGGACAGAAUGUCCAGCAGGUGUACUAUGCUGUUGGUGCUCUUGCAAAAGCAGUAUAUGAAAAGAUGUUCCUCUGGAUGGUUGUCAGAAUCAACCAGUCCUUGGACACCAGACAACCUCGCCAGUACUUCAUUGGUGUGCUGGACAUCGCUGGAUUUGAAAUCUUUGAUUUCAACAGCUUUGAGCAACUGUGCAUCAACUUCACUAAUGAGAAGCUGCAGCAGUUCUUCAACCACCACAUGUUUGUGCUGGAGCAAGAGGAGUACAAGAAGGAGGGCAUUGAGUGGACGUUCAUUGACUUUGGCAUGGACUUGCAGGCCUGUAUUGAUCUCAUUGAAAAGCCCAUGGGUAUCAUGUCCAUCCUUGAAGAGGAGUGCAUGUUCCCCAAGGCCAGUGAUGCCACAUUUAAAGCCAAGCUUUAUGACAACCACUUGGGGAAAUCCGCCAACUUCCAGAAGCCUAGGAUUGUGAAAGGAAAGCAGGAAGCACAUUUUUCCCUAAUUCACUAUGCUGGCACGGUUGACUACAACAUCAACAACUGGCUGAUGAAAAACAAAGACCCUCUAAAUGAGACGGUGGUUGGUUUAUACCAAAAGUCUACAAUGAAACUAUUGUCCAUUCUUUUCGCCAACUAUUCUGGUGCUGACUCUGCCAUGACAGACUCUUCAGGUGGAAAGAUCAAGGAAAAGAAGAAAAAGGGUGCUUCCUUUCAGACUGUGUCUGCACUCCACAGGGAAAAUCUGAACAAGCUGAUGACCAACUUGAGGUCAACUCACCCCCACUUUGUGCGCUGCAUCAUCCCCAACGAGACCAAGACUCCUGGGGCCAUGGAGAAACCUCUGGUCAUGCACCAGCUGCGCUGUAACGGUGUGCUGGAGGGCAUCAGGAUCUGCAGAAAGGGCUUCCCCAACAGGAUCCUGUAUGGAGACUUCAAACAGAGAUACCGUAUCCUGAAUCCGGCAGCAAUCCCUGAGGGACAGUUUAUUGACAGCAAAAAAGGUGCAGAAAAGCUACUGGGUUCCCUGGACAUAGACCAUAACCAGUAUAAAUUUGGGCACACAAAGGUGUUCUUCAAAGCUGGUCUACUGGGUAUCCUUGAAGAGAUGAGAGACGACCGUCUUGCUCUAAUCAUAACACGACUGCAGGCUAGAUCCAGAGGUGUCCUUGCUAGAAUAGAAUUCCAGAAGGUUCUUGAACGAAGGGAUUCUUUGUUGGUGAUUCAGUGGAACAUUCGUGCAUUCAUGAGUGUCAAAAAUUGGCCCUGGAUGAGGCUAUACUUCAAAAUCAAGCCCCUGUUGAGAUCUGCUGAGGCAGAGAAAGAGAUGGCCAACAUGAAGGAAGAAUUCCUGAAGUUGAAGGAGGCCUACGCUAAAUCUGAGGCUCGUAGAAAAGAGCUGGAGGAGAAAAUGGUUUCUCUUCUCCAAGAGAAGAAUGACCUGACACUUCAAGUUCAAACUGAACAAGAUAACCUUUGUGAUGCUGAGGAGAGAUGUGAAGGUCUGAUCAAGAAUAAGAUUCAGCUCGAGUCGAAAAUCAAGGAGCUGAUUGAGAGACUGGAAGAUGAAGAGGAGAUGAAUGCAGAGCUGACUGCAAAGAAGAGGAAGUUGGAGGAUGAAUGCUCUGAGCUCAAGAAGGACAUUGAUGAUCUGGAGCUCACUCUGGCCAAAGUGGAGAAAGAGAAACAUGCCACUGAGAAUAAGGUUAAAAACCUUAUUGAGGAGAUGUCAGCUCUUGAUGAAACAAUUGCCAAGCUGACCAAGGAGAAGAAAGCACUGCAGGAGGCUCACCAGCAAACGCUGGAUGACCUUCAGAGUGAGGAGGACAAAGUCAACACUCUGACUAAGGCCAAAGCCAAGCUGGAGCAACAAGUUGAUGAUCUUGAAGGGUCCCUGGAACAGGAAAAAAAGAUAAGAAUGGACCUCGAGAGAAUUAAGAGGAAGCUUGAGGGUGACUUAAAGUUGACCCAGGAAAAUGUGAUGGAUUUAGAAAAUGAUAAACAACAGCUGGAGGAACGGCUCAAAAAGAAAGACUUUGAAAUAAGUCAACUAAACAGCAAAAUUGAAGACGAGCAAGUCAUGGGAAUUCAGCUACAGAAGAAACUGAAAGAGCUUCAGGCUCGCAUUGAGGAGCUGGAGGAAGAGCUUGAGGCUGAAAGAGCUGCCCGAGCCAAAGUGGAGAAGCAGCGGGCAGACCUGGCCAGAGAGCUGGAGGAGAUCAGUGAGAGGCUGGAGGAGGCUGGAGGUGCCACUGCUGCCCAGAUUGAGAUGAACAAGAAGAGGGAGGCUGAGCUCCAUAAGCUGCGCAGAGACCUCGAAGAGUCCACUCUGCAACAUGAGGCCACUUCUGCCACACUGAGGAAGAAGCAUGCAGACAGUGCAGCUGACCUCGGGGAGCAGAUUGACAACCUUCAGAGAGUGAAACAAAAGCUUGAGAAGGAGAAGAGUGAACUCCGCCUGGAGUUGGAUGAUGUUGUCUCCAACAUGGAGCAGCUCGCCAAAGCCAAGGCACACUUGGAGAAAACGAGCAGAACCAUGGAGGAUCAGAUGAGUGAAUACAAGGUUAAGUAUGAAGAUGCACAACGCAGCAUCAGUGAUUUCUCCACACAGAAGGCCAAGCUACAAACUGAAAAUGGUGAGCUUUCCAGACAACUUGAGGAGAAGGGUUCUCUAGUAUCACAGCUGACCAGAAGCAAGCACUCCUACACCCAGCAGAUUGAGGAUCUAAAAAGACAAUUGGAGGAAGAAGUCAAGGCUAAGAAUGCACUAGCCCAUGCAGUGCAGUCUGCUCGCCACGACUCUGACCUCCUGAGGGAGCAGUUUGAGGAGGAGCAGGAGGCCAAGGCUGAGCUGCAGCGCAGUCUCUCCAAGGCCAACUCUGAGGUGGCUCAGUGGAGAACCAAGUACGAGACUGAUGCCAUCCAGAGGACUGAGGAGUUAGAAGAUGCCAAAAAAAAGCUGGCUCAGCGUCUGCAAGAUACAGAGGAAGCUGUGGAAGCUGUUAAUGCCAAAUGCUCCUCCCUGGAGAAAACUAAGCACAGACUGCAGAAUGAGAUUGAAGAUCUCAUGGUAGAUGUGGAGAGAUCAAAUGCUAUUGCUGCUGCCCUGGACAAGAAGCAAAGAAACUUUGAUAAGGUCCUGGCAGAGUGGAAGCAGAAGUAUGAGGAGUCCCAGGCUGAACUGGAGAGCUCCCAGAAAGAGUCCAGAUCUCUUGGCACUGAGCUCUUCAAACUCAAGAACUCCUAUGAGGAAUCUCUGGAUCACCUUGAGACCUUAAAGAGGGAGAACAAAAAUCUCCAAGAGGAAAUUUCAGAUCUCAGUGAGCAACUUGGAGAGAGUGGAAAGAGCAUCCAUGAACUUGAGAAAAUUCGAAAGCAACUAGAUCAAGAAAAGGCAGACAUCCAGACGGCUCUUGAGGAAGCUGAGGCCUCACUUGAACAUGAAGAGGGUAAGAUCCUGAGAGCUCAGCUGGAGUUCAACCAAAUCAAAGCUGACAUUGAGCGUAAACUUACUGAGAAGGAUGAGGAGAUGGAGCAGGCCAAGAGGAACCAGCAGAGAGUGGUGGAUACCCUGCAGACCUCCCUGGAGUCUGAGACUCGCAGCAGGAAUGAGGCUCUCAGGGUGAAGAAGAAGAUGGAGGGAGACCUCAAUGAGAUGGAGAUCCAGCUCAGCCAGGCCAACAGGCAGGCAUCUGAGGCCCAGAAGCAGCUCAAGGGUCUCCAAGGACAUCUGAAGGAUGCCCAACUGCAGCUGGAUGAUGCUCUACGCAGUAAUGAUGAUCUCAAAGAGAACAUUGCCAUUGUGGAAAGACGCAACAAUCUGAUGCAGGCUGAACUGGAUGAGCUCAGGUCAAUGUUGGAGCAGACUGAGAAAGCCCGGAAACUGGCUGAACAGGAGCUGCUGGACGUCAGUGAGAGGGUUCAGCUGCUGCACUCUCAGAACACCAGCUUGAUGAACAAUAAGAAGAAGCUGGAGAAUGAUGUGAACCAGCUGCAGACUGAGGUGGAGGAUGCUGUGCAAGAGUGCAGGAAUGCGGAGGAAAAGGCCAAGAAGGCCAUCACUGAUGCUGCCAUGAUGGCAGAGGAGCUGAAGAAGGAGCAGGACACCAGUGCUCACCUGGAGCGCAUGAAGAAGAACAUGGAUCAGACCAUCAAGGACCUGCAGCACCGUCUGGAUGAAGCUGAACAAAUCGCCAUGAAGGGAGGCAAGAAGCAGAUCCAGAAGCUGGAGGCCAGGGUGAGGGAACUGGAAAAUGAAUUGGAAUCUGAGCAGAAAAAGGCUAGUGAAUCUUUGAAAGGAAUCCGCAAGCAUGAGAGACGCAUCAAGGAGCUCACCUACCAGACAGAGGAGGACCGUAAAAAUCUGGCCCGUCUUCAGGAUCUUGUGGACAAACUGCAACUGAAAGUGAAGUCCUACAAGAGGGCAACAGAAGAGGCUGAGGAACAAGCCAACUCUAACUUGGGCAAGUUCCGCAAGAUUCAGCAUGAGCUGGAUGAGGCUGAGGAGAGAGCUGAUAUAGCUGAGUCUCAGGUCAACAAGAUGAGAGCCAAGAGCCGUGAAGUAGGUAGUAAGAAAGGGCAUGAUGAAGAGUGAAGCUCUAUCGUGGGCUUUUCUGAAAGCCUUGUGUGCUGUUCUUUGGAGCUUGCUCCCAUACCUGUAGUUUAAUAGAAUAAACAUAAACCGCAAAUUAA